AUGGAUAAGUCAUGGAUUACUAAGCCACUAUCAUUGAUUGCGUAUCAACAAGGGAUAAAAGAAUUUAUUGAUUUUGCAUUUAAAGAUACUAUAAUUGUCGAAGAUCCUAUUCAGAACAUGAUCAACGAUGCAUUUGGAGUUGAUAGGAAUCAUGCAAAUGAAAUACCAUAUGCGUCAAAUUUGGAGAUUGACCAAGAAGAUUAUGCGAUGCCAAGUGCAACUCAGGAAAGAAACGAAGCCAGGGAGUACUAUGAAUUGGAUAGAGAAGGAGAACAACCUUUAUAUGAAGGGUGUAGAUGA
Messenger RNA from Vicia faba (fava bean), 300 nucleotides. The record is from the annotation of a GenBank genome assembly. NCBI's taxonomy places the organism in Eukaryota, Viridiplantae, Streptophyta, Magnoliopsida, Fabales, Fabaceae.